AUGACAGAUGGUGAAAGAUUAAAGGUUUACCAUGCUUUGUUGGAAAGAAGCAACAAUGGACCAUUGAAGAGGACCCAUACAAGGGAAGUUGCUAAUUUACUGUCUGUACCGUUGCUAACUGUACAACGAAUUUGGAAGCUGGCUAAAGAUAUUCCUAAUGGUGAAGUUGUUGAUGUCUCGCAUAAGAGAAAGGGUAAAUGUGGUGGGAAGAAUAUUGUGUUUGACCUUGAUCGAAUUGUUGAUAUUCCAUUCAAUCGACGGAAAACUUUACGGUCAUUGGCGGCUGCUUUGAAAAUUAGUCGGACGACGUUGUGGCGAUGUCUAAAAAGAGGGCUCAUUAAACGACAUUCAAAUGCCAUCAAGCCACGUUUGACGGAAAACAACAUGAGAGCUCGACUGCAAUUUUGUCUCUCCAUGCUCGACAGAACUACUUUGCUCGGUCAUCCGAAGUUUGUUGAUAUGCAUAAUGUUGUGCAUAUCGAUGAAAAAUGGUUUUAUAUGACAAAAAGGUCAGAAAACUAUUACUUGCAUCCCAGUGAAGAAGAGCCAUAUCGUACAUGUCAAAGUAAAAACUACAUCGGCAAGAUAAUGUUUUUAGCUGCCAUGGCUCGUCCAAGAUUUGAUAACAAUGGAAAUGAGACAUUUUCAGGAAAAAUAGGAGUUUUCCCGUUUGUUACAAUGCAACCAGCUCAAAGACGUAGUAGAAAUCGAGAGGCGGGUACUUUGGAGUUAAAGCCCAUGACUUCCAUCAAGAGAGAAAAUAUAAAAGAUUUUCUCAUUGGAAAAGUUCUUCCAACAAUUCGUGAACGGUGUCCACAAGAAGAUUUUGGGAAAACAAUAUUUAUUCAAAAGGAUAAUGCAAGAACCCACGUUGAUCCAAGGGAUGAGGAUUUUAGAGCAGCUUCUUCUCAUCAUGGUUUUUAUAUCCGUUUGAUGUGUCAACCACCAAACUCACCCGACUUGAAUAUUUUAGAUCUUGGAUUUUUAAAUGUCAUUCAGACACUACAACACGAGGUGUGCCCAAAGACGAUUGAAGAACUUGUUUCUGCGGUGGAAGUUACGUUUGAUGAAUAUCCUCCAUAUCUGGUGAACCGGAUUUUUGUGACAUUGCAAUCAUGCAUGCAAGAAAUUAUGAAAGUCCAAGGAUCAAACAAGUAUAAAAUCCCACAUAUGAAGAAAUCCAAACUUGUGAUCCUAUUUUAA
Camelina sativa (false flax) is the source of this 1203-nucleotide messenger RNA. RefSeq lists its product as uncharacterized. NCBI's taxonomy places the organism in Eukaryota, Viridiplantae, Streptophyta, Magnoliopsida, Brassicales, Brassicaceae. Gene Ontology annotation, molecular function: nucleic acid binding. The record is from RefSeq and is a predicted model, not a curated record.